AUGUUCCGUCGCAUAGGCGCCGCGGCAGCUUCAAACGCUCGAGCCUAUCAACGGGCCCUUCAAAUGACAAAUGCCAGGACGAGAACAUUAUUAUUGGGCGGCUCGAGCGCGACGUUUGCCAUCUCUUUCUUCGCCGCCAAAGAAGCUCCUCAGGCCCCGGAAGUGAAGGUUCCAUCAUAUGAGAAAAACUACGACCGGAUCAUUGCCGAGGCCGACGCGCUCUACGACGGCUACCUCAUUGACAAUGCGUAUUCGAUUUUGAGGAAAUGCGCAUCAUCGCGGAAUCCAGAAUUAUUGUGGCGACUUGGGAGGGUCCUUUGUGAGAAAGCGAAGCUUACAAAAGAUUCGAAUGAGAAGAAAACGCUUAUGUACGAAGCGUUUGCCAUCCUCGAAAAAGCGCUGGAAAACGAGGAAAAGCCGUCGUUCGGGGCUCACAAAUGGUACGCGAUUCUGCUCGAUUACAUCGGCGAGCUCGAGGGCAACAAAUCGAGGAUCGAGAAGUCUUAUAAGGUUCGAGAUCACCUCGAGAAGGCCUUGAAUAUCAACCAAUUCGACGCAACGACGUGGUAUAUUUUGGGCAUGUGGCAUUUUGCGUUUGCCGACAUGCCCGGCUACACGCGCAUGAUUGCCAAGACGAUUUUCGGCACCCCGCCCAGCUCAACGUACGAGGAGGCGCUACGUCACUUUGAGAAGGCCGAACUCAUACAGCCGAAUUUCUACAGCAAGAACACGUUCGCCAUCGCCGAGGUCUACGAGCGGCUGGGAAAUAAAGAAAAGGCCGUCGAGUACUACAAGCGCGCCUUCAAAAUGGCGGUGAUCAGCGCCGACGACCGAGACGUGCAUACGAAGGCCCACUCCAAGCUCGGCAAGUUCGGCAUCAAGGACUCGCAACUCGUC
Messenger RNA from Mesorhabditis spiculigera, 897 nucleotides. The record is from the annotation of a GenBank genome assembly. Lineage: Eukaryota; Metazoa; Nematoda; Chromadorea; Rhabditida; Rhabditidae.